CAACUAAAAAAUUGUAUGAUUGGCAAUCAUUCGUAUUAAAAGUAUUACUUUUUUCUUGCACCAUCAAAGUAAGGCAACAUUCCGUAGGUAAAUUUCUUUCAAUACUUAAAUGGUAAGAUCGAAAAUAAAAGAUUAAAAAACAAACGAAGUGAAAAGAUAUUGGAAGCGAAAGUAGAUUUCACUAAAUGAAUAUUUUCUUUUGAAACAUGAUGUGGAAAAAUAGUUAUUAUUUGGGGAAAUAGUUAAUAUUUAUGAACGUAAUUGAUACCAAAAAAUAAUUUAUUUAUAACAUUGUUUAAUAGAUAAAGAAUAAGAUUCUAUUUUUAAAGUCGGAAAACAUAUGCUAUUUUUGAUUCUAAAAACUUUCGGAAAAACCGACAAUUAUUUAUUAAUAAAAAGACCUCGUUAGACAUAUGUAUGGUGGUAUAUUUCUGCCUUCUACAUGCAAGAUAAUUUAUGCCAACAUGCAAGAAUAUUAUAAAUCAGCAGAUGGCGUUUACAAAACGCCUUUGUCUUUUUAUCAUUAUUAUUGGAUUAUGUGCCACAACAUACAAAGAAUUAGAGUUGAUAUAUUCUCUGGUCUCUACGAUGAAAUACUUCCUGCAGUUUUGCUACAUACUUAGUUCAGGGAUAUUGAUAGAUGUAGCUACAAUGGGAUUUGAAGAGUUGCCAUUUUUCAUUUCCAAAUGUUCUGAGAUAACUGCAGAGGAAUUCUUUCAUAUGGAAAUAUCAUUUUUUAUUUCCAAAUUUAAAGAGUUCAUGAAAGAAAAUGUAAUGAAAAAAGCUGACGAUAAUCCUAUUUUGAUUUUGGGAUAUACAUUACUGCCCUUCUUUAUUUUCGUAUUGAACGAAUGGCUUCGUUAUGUUGUUAAAGUCAGUCGACCACAUGUCAAGGUUUUUCAAGAUCCGCUAAGCAUCAAAACGGCUGUGAGUGAAUCAGUACGAGCAAACAUUCAUCGGAUUGAAACUGACCUUAUUGUUUCCGAAUCGAACCUAAUAGACGAGCUACAAAUAAAUGGAUAUUUACAUGAAUACGAACUUACAUCUUUGAAGAAACGAAAUAGGACAGACCAAGCCCAUUUUUUCGCCCAAAGGCUAGAAGUCAUGGACGACGAAAGUUUCCUUGAAGUUGUUGAUAUCUUAAAUAAAUGCUCUUUUGUUCAUAUUGCUUCGGCACUGAAAUCAUCUUACAAUCUCGCUAAAUGUGAGCCUCAGUUACAAUCAGAAACACAACAUUUGUUCUGUCCCAUUUGUCGAUUGAAGAGAGAAGUUGAUAUUAAAGAGCUUCGCAGUGAUUUGAAAAAGGAGGACCUUCUUCCAUUUAAACUAUACCGGGACAUAAAUGAAGUCUGUUCUCCUACAGGCCACCAAGACGAGCUUUGGAAAGAGCUAUUCUACCAUUUUAAGUCUUGUGGACAGCGUUCCGUGGAAACCAGAUUUCUUACGAUGUUGAACACACCAAAGCACAGAGGAUUGUACAAGUGUUUUCAACGAAACUUCCCAACUCAUUUUGAAUGUGGUUGCAAUACGCCAUAUCUCUUUAGAGCACUUCACUUUUACUUUUCGACAAUAUUUUGUGAAAAUGAUCUCCCGUAAGUUGAGGAAUUCUUGACAACUACAAAAUUGAUUUUAAUAAAUGCCUUUUCAUUAACAUAUUCUAAAAUGUAUGAUAAGUUGUUUUUGAUUACAUAUUUUUGUAGGUACAUGUAAGAUAACUCCUACGAGCAAUGAGGAAUUAAUAGGUUUAACUUUGUGAAAUUUUCCUAGUAUGUUUAAUGAUUUCAUUCUAUAUGAUACUUACGGAAUUAUCAUAGCUGUAGGUCAACCUAAUAUCUUUUAUGAAUGCAAUGUCAUAUGGAUUACGUGUCAAAAAAGGCAGGUAAUAGUGCAUUUCAUCCGGAUAUUUUGUCGCCUUUAUAUGUAUGUUGAUUCAUUGCUGCCUUUAGAGUUCAAACCUUUUAAAACAUGUUUUCUUCUUAGGUAUUUUAUUUGAUAGGUUAAUGUUUGCUCUAUUAUAUACACAUAUACGUGGUUUGGUACAUCAUAUUUAAUUUGUUAAUGAUGUUCUCUAUUUGCUAUAUUUAUCAACUUUUACAAAGUAAUGGUAAAUUAAAUGGUAAUAUUUUACUUUACUCAAUAUGUAAAG
This is a messenger RNA of Magallana angulata, 2146 nucleotides long. RefSeq lists its product as uncharacterized. The transcript is spliced from 8 exons. The record is from RefSeq and is a predicted model, not a curated record. The coding region runs from base 457 to 1596 and encodes 379 amino acids. NCBI's taxonomy places the organism in Eukaryota, Metazoa, Mollusca, Bivalvia, Ostreida, Ostreidae.